Molecule: messenger RNA, 1309 nt
Organism: Gymnodraco acuticeps
Lineage: Eukaryota; Metazoa; Chordata; Actinopteri; Perciformes; Bathydraconidae
Product: protein Aster-C-like
Biological process (GO): intracellular sterol transport
Cellular component (GO): endoplasmic reticulum membrane; plasma membrane; endoplasmic reticulum-plasma membrane contact site
Molecular function (GO): sterol transfer activity; sterol binding
Source: RefSeq, a predicted model, not a curated record
CUAAAGGUAUGUCUUCCUGUCCGGAUGAGAUGCACCUGCAAAAAGACGCGCGUGCACAACAUUUACCUCCUCAGUACUGCUUGGGAACACAUUGGUGCUUUCUGGGCUUUAUUAAUUUUUUAACACAUCGCACUUCCAACCACAGACAACCUGGGUCCACUCCGUGUCAGCACAGAAGAGAUGGACCAGCUAUCGCCCCGGUCCGCAGUGGGCAGUGAGGAUGUUACAGAUGACUCCACGUCCAUGCUGGAUGUCCAGUGGAGCUCUGAUGAAGAAUUGAGCUCCUCCGACCCUCAGGGCCAGUGUCUCCCUGCUCCGUCUCCUCUGCCCACCUACAAGCAGAGGUUGGAUGAAUUCAAGAAGCUGUUCAAAGAGCUGCCCGAGUCCGAGAGGCUCAUAGUGGACUACACGUGUGCCCUGCAGCGGGACAUCCUCCUUCAGGGACGACUCUACCUGACAGAGAACUGGCUCUGCUUCUACAGCAACGUGUUUCGGGGUACAAAGAUUACAAUGACUCUCAAAGACAUCACGAGUAUGACCAGAGAGAAAACCGCUCGUCUAAUUCCCAAUGCCAUCCAGGUCUGCACGGCAACAGACAAGUUCUUCUUCACGUCCUUCUCAGCAAGAGAGAAGAGUUACCAGGGAGUUUUCCGCAUGUGGCAGAACACCCUGUUGGACAAGCCUCUAACCAGCUUGGAGUUGUGGCAGAUGGUCAAACAGCAUUAUGGGAAUGACCUGGGUCUGAGCCAUGAGGAGAUGGAGAGUUUACACAUGUCAGAAACAAGCAUGCAUACCAGCCUGCAGACAGCGAGGCCUGGUGGUGAUGAGGGUGUAGGGAGGCUCGAGCGCCCGCAUUCCCUUCGCCUCCCCGGGAUGGAGAACGGGCCCUUAGAGGCCUCCACUCCAGGGGACGACUUCCCUUCGCCGCUCGGCUCACACAACUCUCCAAACAUGGAAGAUGCUCGCAGCCCCCCCUCUCAGCGGCGCAGUCCGGCUCCCUCGCUGGACCGCCUCGCCCCAGAACGGGUUUCCAAGCGAUCGGCUCUUUCUCUCGACCUCAACGCCAACCAGAACGACGCGUCCGAGCAGAGCGGCUCCGAAACGAAUGAGGAUGUGGAGGAACGAGUGGUAACGUCCGAGGUCCAGGGUCGACUUUUUAUAAACAAGGUGUUCCACAUCAGUGCCAACAAGAUGUUUGAGCUGCUGUUCACCGACUCCAGCUUCAUCCGCAGGUUCAUGAUCAUCAGGAAGACAACCAACGCCAGCUCUACUGCUUGGCAGAAAGACGCCUCAGGACACAUGAAGCGGA